UGACUUGUGGACACCAUGGCUGCCACCACCACCAGCAUCUGCCAGUUCUCCACCUCCGGCUCCCUCAAGGGCCUGUGCGCACCCGGCGGGGGUUUCUCUCGGGUGUCCUCCGUCCACGUCGGGGGUGCCUGCCGGGCCCCCAGCUUCCUGGGAGCCGGCAGCCUUGGCAACAUGUCAGUCACCUCGUCCCGCUUCUCGGCGGGCUUGGGGGGCAGCUACGGUGGGGGCUACACCUGCAACCUGGGCGGGGGCUUUGGCUCCAGCUUUGGCGUGGCAGACGCCCUGCUGGGGGGCGGUGAGAAGGAGACCAUGCAGAACCUCAACGACCGCCUGGCCUCCUACCUGGAGAAGGUGCGCGCCCUGGAGGAGGCCAACGCCGACCUGGAGGUGAAGAUCCGCGAUUGGUACAAGAAGCAGGGGCCCGGGCCCGCCCGCGACUACAGCCACUACUUCAAGACCAUCGAGGAGCUGCGGAGCAAGAUCCUGGCGGCUACCAUCGACAAUGCCAGCUUCGUGCUGCAGAUUGACAAUGCCCGCCUGGCAGCUGAUGACUUCCGCACCAAGUACGAGACGGAGCUGAACCUGCGUUUGAGCGUGGAGGCCGACAUCAACGGCCUGCGCAGAGUGCUGGACGAGCUGACCCUGGCCAGAGCCGACCUGGAGAUGCAGAUCGAGAACCUCAAGGAGGAGCUUGCCUACCUCCGGAAGAACCACGAGGAGGAAAUGAUCGCCCUUCGAAGCCAGGUGGGUGGGGACGUCAAUGUGGAGAUGGACGCCGCCCCUGGCGUGGACCUGAGCCGCAUCCUGAACGAGAUGCGCGACCAGUACGAGAAGAUAGCGGAGAAGAAUCGCAAGGACGCUGAGGACUGGUUCUUCAGCAAGACGGAGGAGCUGAACCGGGAAGUGGCUACCAACACCGAGGCCCUGCAGAGCAGCAGGACGGAGAUCACGGAGCUCCGCCGCUCCGUGCAGAACCUGGAGAUCGAGCUGCAGUCCCAGCUCAGCAUGAAAGCAUCGCUGGAGGGCAGCCUGGCUGAGACCGAGGCGCGCUACGGGGCCCAGCUGGCCCAGCUGCAGGGGCUCAUCAGCAGCAUCGAGCAGCAGCUGUGUGAGCUGCGCUGCGAUAUGGAGCGCCAGAACCACGAGUACCGGAUCCUGCUGGACGUGAAGACGCGGCUGGAGCAGGAGAUCACCACCUACCGCCGCCUGCUGGAGGGCGAGGACGCCCACCUGGCCGCCCAGUACUCCUCGUCCCUGGUCUCACAGCCCACUCGGGAAGCCACGGUGAGCAGCCGCCAGGUGCGCACCAUCGUGGAGGAAGUCCAGGACGGCAAGGUGGUCUCCACCCGCGAGCAGGUCCACCGCUCCACCCACUGAAGCCCCUUUCCACCU
Messenger RNA from Ceratotherium simum simum (southern white rhinoceros), 1392 nucleotides. RefSeq names its product keratin, type I cytoskeletal 42. Gene Ontology annotation, molecular function: structural molecule activity. NCBI's taxonomy places the organism in Eukaryota, Metazoa, Chordata, Mammalia, Perissodactyla, Rhinocerotidae. The record is from RefSeq and is a predicted model, not a curated record. Gene Ontology annotation, biological process: intermediate filament organization; epithelial cell differentiation. Gene Ontology annotation, cellular component: cytoskeleton.